Messenger RNA from Melopsittacus undulatus (budgerigar), 1458 nucleotides. Its product is annotated as tumor necrosis factor receptor superfamily member 8. Gene Ontology annotation, molecular function: protein binding. The record is from RefSeq and is a predicted model, not a curated record. NCBI's taxonomy places the organism in Eukaryota, Metazoa, Chordata, Aves, Psittaciformes, Psittaculidae. The coding region runs from base 1 to 1458 and encodes 485 amino acids. The transcript is spliced from 11 exons.
AUGGCUGACUGCAGCCUGGCACUAGGACUGUGGCUCCUGCUGCUUCUCCAGGAUAUCCACACAGCCCCACAGACAUCAUUAACCCCAUCUCAUUUGUGUGAUACACUUCUGAAUUGGUUCUAUGAUGAAACUUCAAGAAGCUGCUGUUACCAGUGUCCCUCAGGCUAUGUUAAGAAGAAAGCAUGUCCUAGGGACCCAGGUGAAGACUGCAUAAGGUGUGGACCUGAACAAUAUGUGAAUGAAGCAUUUAGAAAGCCAAGAUGUGAUGCUUGUGUAUCAUGCACAAAAGAGUCUGACCUCGUGGAGAAAGAGCCCUGCUCCUUCAAUUCUAGCCGUGUGUGUGAGUGCCGACCAGGCCUGUUCUGCCAGACCCCUGUUCUGAACACCUGCAUAAGAUGCCAGCAGCACACUUUCUGCAAGCCUGGUUUUGGGGUCAAAGUCAGAGGCACCUCAACAAAUGAUGUUACUUGUGAAGAGUGCCCUUCUGGGACCUUCUCUGAUCAAAAUUCCAGCACUGACAUCUGCAAGCCUCACACAAACUGUGCCAUGUUAAACAAAGUCGUGUUAAGCAAAGGCAAUGCAACACACGACCAGGUUUGCCUGGACCAAUCGCCCACCUACCCUACCCUAAACACAUUGUCCAUGAGGUUCAACAAUGAAACAAAUAACUCUGACCUAAAAAGGGUUGAAGAGAGACUGGUGACCAUCACUGGUAUCCUUUUAAGUGCCACAACAACUGAAAACCCCAGUACAACUGCUGAAGAGAAAGCUUGGGCUGGCACCUUUCCCAACUCAGUCAAGGGGGAGACAACAAUGGAAGGUCUAGUUCUCUGGGGAGUGGUUCUCUCUGUGAUUGUGCUACUUGUGGGUAUGCUGUCAUUUUGGAAAUGGAAAAUUUGCAAGCAGCAGAUCUUCAUCCUCAAAGGAAAGCCACAUCUGUAUUCCAUUCCUUCUUGUAAAUCCAGGCUCAAAUCUCAAGGUCAUGAUCUAGUGAACAAAUGUACACAGAUCAUACUGACUACUGACAGUGGUCCAGAAGAGAAGGAAUUAAUUGACAGAACUCUCCCUUUGGAAACCAACAAUAACUUGGUCUCCAGGACAGAAAAUGCACAUAGUCUUCCUCUGAGUCUGACUGAUGUGACACCAAGUAAUGGAAAUGCCGCAGAUUGCCUCAUUGAUUCUCGACUGAGAGACCACACAAAUAAUCGAAUUGAAAAAAUAUACAUCAUGAAAGCUGACACUGUUAUUGUGGGGUCCAUUUCAGAAGUGCCUAGUGGCAAGAACUGUACUGCUAGAGAAUGUGAAAGUAAUGUGGAUGCCCAGGAAAACAUGGAAGAGGAACUAGCAAUGCACUAUCCAGAGCAGGAAACAGAAUCUUUUCCAUGGAAUGAUGUCAUGGUUCCUGUGGAAGAGGAGGGAAAGGAAUUUCAUCACCCCACCACUGCCACUGAAAAGUGA